GUUCUGAGCGACAUCCACCCAGUUGUAUAGCAACAACACGUGACGAGUUGAGACCUGACCAGAGUCCAUACAUGGCCACUGUCCCUCUCAAACCUUGGAAACGUGUCAGUGAAGCAACCUAAUGUAAGGCAAGGCAGUGGACAAAGAAAGAUACUUGGCAAGGAGAACAAAUCAGAACAAUAUGACUCCUAAAGUUCUCCAUCACAUCCACCUACUCAUCGCUGUGUUCCAUCUGGCCUGCGGUGGCACAUUCUCCAGAAGCAAAACAAAGUCGCAACAACACCAGGCCCAGCCACACUACAACGAUGGCCAUUCACAACAGCUCUUCUUAGGGAAUGAGAUGCCUUUACUGGGUCAGUAUGGCAUGGAGCUCCCUCAGCUUCCAUUUGAAUUGGGCAAAGAGCGGCUAUCGACAGAACGCAAAGGACAAACAUUCGCCAGAGGAGCCAAAGGUCCACCUCCCCCUGGUCCUGCUGGAGAAGGUUUCCGCAUUGGACCUCAGGGAGUUCAGGGCCCACCAGGGCCUCAAGGACCACCAGGGCUGCCAGGACAGGGAUUGCCAGGAAUACCAGGAAAAGCAGGUCCUACUGGUCCUCAAGGGUACCCAGGAAUAGGUAAACCAGGAAAUCCAGGAUUGCCUGGAAAACCAGGGGGACAUGGAUUGCCUGGGCCACAAGGUGACACAGGACCCACUGGUCAUGAAGGAGCAAAUGGACUUCCUGGCCCUCAAGGACUUCCAGGUCCACCUGGCCUACCCGGAAUCUCAAAGCCAGGAGGUCAAGGUCUGCCAGGACAAGUGGGUCUUCAAGGGGAGCCAGGUCAAAGAGGUUCUCCAGGGCUUCAUGGCCAACCAGGCCCCAGAGGAGAAAAAGGACUUGGUAUACCUGGUUUGUCUGGGUUGAAAGGACCGAGUGGACCACCAGGCCCACCUGGACAUGCUGGAAUGCCAGGGAUUGGCAAACCUGGUGUGAAUGGUCUUCCUGGGCAGCCAGGAAUGCUAGGAAAAGCUGGUCCUCAUGGUGAACCAGGACCAGUGGGACCACCUGGUGAGAGAGGCCACCCAGGGCCACCCGGCUCAUUGGGAAUUGGAAAACCAGGGAAGGAUGGAUUUACAGGCCAACCAGGGCUUCCUGGAGGCAAAGGUGAACCAGGCUUUCCGGGGUUACCAGGAAGUCAAGGUUUGCCUGGUUAUGGCAAACAAGGUUUUCCAGGACCCAAGGGUCACAAGGGACACAAUGGUUUUCCUGGAUCACCAGGUCCAAAAGGAGAAAAGGGUCAUGAAGGCCUUCCAGGCGUUAUUGGUCCUACAGGUUCUAGUGGUAGACCUGGUCCACCAGGCCCAAUGGGGCCCUCAGGUAAUAUUGGGUUCCCAGGACAAAAGGGUGAAGAUGGUGAUGGUGGCCUGAAAGGAAAUCCUGGAUUAAAAGGGGAUUUAGGAUUACAAGGCCUCCCGGGACGCCCAGGCUUCAUAGGUGAGGUAGGGCAACCUGGACUGAGAGGAUUUCAAGGACCAACCGGCCCCAAAGGCGAACCAGGUAACAGGGGUAUAUUUGGCCCCCCCGGUACUGCAGGAUUACCUGGCCCAAGAGGAGAGGUCGGACAACCUGGUGAUAAAGGCCACCAGGGACCGCAGGGGAUUCCAGGACUUUCAGGACCAGGUGGACCAAUUGGACCUCCUGGUAUGCCUGGUCAAAAAGGAGAAACAGGCCCUCCUGGAGUACCUGGCUAUCCUGGUGAGGGAAUACCUGGACCUGCUGGUCAGAUUGGUCCUAAGGGAAGCUCUGGCCCUAUUGGGCCUCACGGACUUCCUGGACAACCAGGGCAACCUGGACCUCCAGGACCACCUGCAACAUAUCCUGACCUUGGACAAACCCUUCCAGUAUCUGGUCCAUACAGUGGUCAACAACAAGUUUUCAAAAAGCCAAGGAAUGGUGGCUACAUAGGUAAAAAUGCCUUGGAGAUGCCAGCUUUCACUGUAAAGCGAACCGAUCCAUUCCCUCCUGUUGGUUCUCCCGUGAUUUUCGACAAGGUUUUACACAACAGUAAUCAGGAUUACAGUCCUCAAAGUGGUGUUUUUACAUGCAGCGUACCAGGGGUUUACUAUUUUGCUUACCAUGUCCACUGCAAAGGGAGUAAUGUGUGGGUAGCACUAAUGAAGAACAAUGAGCCCAUGCUGUACACUUACGAUGAGUGCACCAAGGGCUUGCUAGAUCAGGCAUCAGGUAGCGCUGUACUCCCUUUACAGCAGGCUGACACUGUGCAUGUACAGCUGCCAUCUGAACAGGCAGCGGGACUUUAUGCUAGCCAGUAUGUCCACGCCACUUUUUCUGGGUACUUAUUGUACCCAAUCUAAGUGAAAACACAUGUAUUUAGAAAUGACAUGAUUGAAGCAGGAAUUGUACAAAUUACAGUAAGUGAAAAUGUUUUCAUGUGCUAUUGCAACAUAGUCACAGUCUUUGUUUGAUAUUGCAAUAAAAUCAUUACAUCUGUAUUUACAUAUGAACGAAGUGUCUUUUACAGAAAGGUGCUGACCAGUCUUAUGUACAAUAACUGUCUGCAGCUUCAUAAACAUUUUAUUUGAUAGUUUCGAGGGAGCAAAUAUGUCACUGUCUAAUGACAGAGAUGAUAGAUUAAAUGGCUGUCACUUACUCAUUAUUGUUGACUUUUUCUUGCAACUUUUCUUAAAAUGCUCAUGGCAUAUUAAUGAAGAGAAACAUUUGGAUUUGUGCUGCAGAAUCAACUGCUUUUAUUUGUAAUACAAACUUUAUUAAUUUAUUUUACAAAUACUGUACAUGCACAGCAUGCCAGCUAGUAAAUCCUAUCUACAUUGUUUGAUACAAGUCUUGACUUGUGGAUGCAAAGUGGAAAAAGUGUUUUCAGCGUUUUGCCCAAACAAAGGCUGUUGUACUAAUAACUGCAGUUAAAUAUUUUUCCUUUUGCCAAGCAGUCGUGGGAGAUUGUUGUUUUGCUUCUAAAAUGGAAUACCCCCCCCCCACACACACACACAAAUGUGUUUGACUAAUGGUUAUUUACGGUAUUACUUUAGUAUAGUAAACUUGUGAUUCCAUACUGAAGAACAAAAAUGUGAAUAAUGCGAAAAGUGUGUAGGUGAAGAUACAACCCCAAUUCCAAUAAAGUUGGGACGUUGUGUUAAACAAAUAAAAAAAAUAAUAUAAUGAUUUGCAAAUCAUCCAUCCAUCCAUUUUCUGAGCCGCUUCUCCUCACUAGGGUCGCGGGCGUGCUGGAGCCUAUCCCAGCUAUCAUCGGGCAGGAGGCGGGGUACACCCUGAACUGGUUGCCAGCCAAUCGCAGGGCACAUACAAACAAACAACCAUUCGCAUUCACAUUCACACCUACGGGCAAUUUAGAGUCUCCAAUUCAUGCAUGUUUUUGGGAUGUGGGAGGAAACCAGAGUCCCCGGAGGAAACCAGAGUGCCCGGAGAAAACCCACGCAGGCACGGGGAGAACAUGCAUAUGAUUGAGCACACAGGCGGGGCCGAGGAUUGAACCCCGGUCCUCAGAACUGUGAGGCAGACGCUCUAAUUGAUUUGCAAAUCAUGUUCAACCUCUAUUUAAUUGAAUACUCUACAAGGACAAGAUUUUUAAUAUUCAAACUGAUAAACUUUAUUGUUUUUGGCAAAUAAUCAUUAACUUAGAAUUUUAUGGCUGCAACACGUUCCAAAAAAGCUGGGACAUGGU
Molecule: messenger RNA, 3699 nt
Organism: Phycodurus eques (leafy seadragon)
Lineage: Eukaryota; Metazoa; Chordata; Actinopteri; Syngnathiformes; Syngnathidae
Product: collagen alpha-1(VIII) chain-like
Exons: 4
Coding region: 182-2353 (723 amino acids)
Molecular function (GO): protein binding
Source: RefSeq, a predicted model, not a curated record